This is a messenger RNA of Haliotis rufescens (red abalone), 1524 nucleotides long. RefSeq names its product universal stress protein in QAH/OAS sulfhydrylase 3'region-like. The record is from RefSeq and is a predicted model, not a curated record. NCBI's taxonomy places the organism in Eukaryota, Metazoa, Mollusca, Gastropoda, Lepetellida, Haliotidae. Bases 313 to 756 code for a protein of 147 amino acids. The transcript is spliced from 4 exons.
AUCCAUCUUAUUAUCAGAAGGACAUGUUCAUUGUGUAUUGUGCCGUCAACAUGUUUACGAUCUCAACCCUACCACGCAGACUGCAGAGGAAACACCAUCAGCGCGGACCUCAUAGAGAGCACCCAAAUCGAAUCAAUCAACAAUAAGCAUUUUGGUUGAGGAGCCAAUGGUCAGAAUGCAAGCACCGUGGUUGACCGUUGUUGUGAUCAGCUGCUAUUUAUUCAUGAGAAGAAAUCUAUAUUCGCGCGGUAUCGAGGCUAUUUUCAGAACGCUGUCGAGGAAGCGAGAGGCACAGAGGGAGUGAACAGAGCUAUGGCGGAAGCAGGCAAAAGGAUCGUGGCCCUAGCAGUGGAUGAGAGUGCACACGCGGAUAACGCCUUCCAAUGGUACUGCGACCAUGUCCAGAGGGAUGACGACUUCCUGCUGCUGAUUCACGUCCCCGAGUCCUACGACUUCACUAUGGCGAUGGAGACGCUGCUGCGCGAGCUGGAGGAGAGGGUGGAUAACCUGGAGAAGAAGUACAAGGAACGACUCAUGUCACGUCGGAUUUCCGGAAAGUUCCGCACGGGAGCGGGAAAGCCCGGAGAAGUGAUCGUAAACAUCGCUAAAGAAGAAAAGGCAGCAAUGAUCAUCACAGGUACUCGAGGACUUGGGAAAUUCCGGAGGACGAUCCUCGGCAGCGUCAGUGACUACAUCGUUCAUCAUUCCAACGUCCCCGUGCUGGUGUGUCGACAGAAGGGGGAGACCCCACAGUAGGGGGCGUGUGUGAAGACGACAUGCUUGUGUUUGUGUAUACAGUAGCGUGCAUGAUGGUCAGUGUCACUACAUCACGGGUUUGUAUCGACUAGGUUCCUCCAUCACCCGCGAAUACACACGGCCCUCCCUGAACAUCCGGGUUAGAAUAAUCUUCCGCAAGCCAUGCUUGCCGUUAAAGGCUAUGUUUGUUGUAAGAGGCGACUGACUAACAGGAUCGGGUGACUAGGCUCGCUCACUUGGUUGAUGCAUGUCAUCGUAUUGCAGUAGCGGAGAUCAAUGCUCAUGAUGUCAAUCCCUGGAUUGUCCUGGACUGGUCCAGACAACUAUUUACAGAACGCCGUCAUAUAGCUUGAAUUUGCUGAGUGCGGCGUUUAAUAACAACAACAAACAAACAAACAAACAAACGAAUACACGCCGUCGCAAUUUGAAUGAAUCCACGGCCUUGUUCCAACAAGCCCAAAACCAGUGUGAGCUCAGACCAUUUGUCUCUCAGAUUACAUCUGCAAUAUUCCUCGUGCACCAUUGACCACACAUUUGCCUCUACUCUACACAUUGCUUCAACGGUAGGGUUUGAACAAACAGCAUGUAUGGAGAAGGGCACAUUGACUUUACAGGGCCACAUUUCCUUACUUAACAUAACAUUACUGAAGCCUUUUAGGGCCACUUGUUUUUUCUGUUUUUUCUUCAAGAUACUAAGUUGAAAUUUUAAGAUACAUACGUUGAAAUUUCAAGUUAAACUCAUAAAAUUUCAACUUAUUAUCUUGAAAU